Molecule: messenger RNA, 3803 nt
Organism: Acipenser ruthenus (sterlet)
Lineage: Eukaryota; Metazoa; Chordata; Actinopteri; Acipenseriformes; Acipenseridae
Product: glycine receptor subunit alpha-2
Exons: 10
Coding region: 1078-2523 (481 amino acids)
Biological process (GO): nervous system process; chloride transmembrane transport; chemical synaptic transmission
Cellular component (GO): synapse; neuron projection; plasma membrane
Molecular function (GO): glycine binding; chloride channel activity; transmitter-gated monoatomic ion channel activity
Source: RefSeq, a predicted model, not a curated record
CGCACACGCACACACACACACACACACACACACACACACAAUAAAACGUUUGUACAUUUACAUCGUUAUCUUGGUUGGCUACUAUACGGCUUUAAACUGGGAAUUAAAAUAAUUGGUAUAACUAUAUAAAUACAUUACGAAGAGGCUUUGUCGGGGGUUAAGUGUCUGUGUCAAUUUUAAUUUUGUCACAUUGAAAAUCUUGGCACGUCCUCAGCUGCCAAUGCGCGUGCGCAGUGCGAACGAGCAAGCGCUGUCCAAGUUCUGAAUUUAAUCAGCAAAGCUGAGAGAGCACGUCCCUCAUUCCAACAGUAGCUGUUCAUCUUUCGAAACAAAUAUUCUAUUGCUUUACACAGCGCAUUUGUAAGGGACCUAACAAUUAAAAAUGUCACUUAAGUGGAAGAAAGCCGAUGGCUAAUCACUUAUAAAAAAAAAAAAAAAAAAAAAAAAAAUGUGUGGAAACGUUAUAUACACCUUGUAUUAGAUGUUGCUUUUGGGGAAAACAACGCUAUUUUGAAAAUAUAUAAAUAAAUAUGUACGUUAUACUGUAACGUGGGUAUCAGUCUUCCACUAAACUAUGAUCCUGAGGAAUGGCAUUCUUUUUUGCUCCUUCUCCACUUCUCACAAAAACAGCCUACAGUUUCUUGGUUGUAAGGAAAGCAAUGUUGACUCGUGGAUCUAACGAUUGACCAACAUUCUCCCAUGGAAUAAUUCAAAGAAGUGCGUUAAUAACCACCGAAAUCAAGAGGAAUGCAUCCACCGCUUGUUCAAAUCCUGACAACCUUGUUUGCAUGCUUCUUAGAGUCAAACAACUUCAGCAAACCAUAAAUACAAAUCACUUUAUGACCAUUUUGGUCAAACUCACUCUUGAGUUGUAUUGAUCAUAUUUGAAAACUAUAGGCUUUUUGGUUUCCAGAAGCAUGUCAAGGAAAUACAUGUAUGUUAGCUGACUUGUCACGCAAUUAGGUCCUGAAAACUCUUGCAAACUCUUCUUUCCACUUGAUGCUGUCAUCUGGUGACAGCCAAAGGAAGUACAUUUAAACACCUUUGUACAUAACAGGAAUCACUUGUGCUCUUUGGAUGGCAGUUGCUAAGGAGCAUGAUUCGAGAUCGUCAGCCAAAAGCUUCUCAUUGACUAUGUCUCCCUCAGAUUUCCUGGACAAAUUAAUGGGCAGAACAUCUGGGUAUGAUGCAAGAAUACGUCCUAAUUUUAAAGGUCCUCCAGUAAACGUUACGUGCAAUGUUUUUAUCAACAGUUUUGGAUCUGUCACAGAGACCACAAUGGUAAGUGUUAGAAUGCUGCUAGCAAAGUUUUUUUAUGCUUUUGCAAAAGAAAAUGUCAAUGUGUUAUUUAUUGUUCAACUUGCAGGUCCCCCUGUAAAUGUUACCUGCAACAUAUUUAUCAACAGCUUUGGUUCAAUAGCAGAGACUACAAUGGACUACCGGCUGAAUAUAUUCUUGAGACAGCAAUGGAAUGACCCCCGACUGGCCUAUAGUGAAUACCCGGACGAUUCUUUGGAUUUGGACCCCUCUAUGCUGGAUUCGAUUUGGAAGCCUGACUUGUUCUUUGCCAAUGAGAAAGGUGCAAACUUUCAUGACGUCACAACAGACAACAAGCUACUGAGGAUUUUUAAAGAUGGAAAUGUUUUGUACAGCAUAAGACUGACUCUCAUCUUGUCCUGUCCAAUGGACUUGAAAAACUUCCCAAUGGACGUACAGACCUGUGCAAUGCAAUUGGAGAGCUUUGGUUAUACAAUGAAUGAUUUGAUCUUUGAAUGGCUGGAUGAAAGUCCGGUGCAAGUAGCUGAUGGUUUAACCCUGCCACAGUUUAUCCUGAAAGAUGAGAAGGAGCUUGGUUACUGCACAAAGCACUAUAACACAGGAAAGUUCACUUGCAUUGAAGUUAAGUUUCACCUUGAGCGGCAGAUGGGAUAUUAUUUAAUCCAGAUGUACAUUCCAAGCUUGCUGAUUGUCAUUUUGUCUUGGGUAUCCUUUUGGAUUAACAUGGAUGCUGCCCCCGCUAGAGUUGCCCUGGGCAUCACAACAGUGCUAACGAUGACUACUCAAAGUUCAGGCUCCCGAGCUUCUCUUCCAAAGGUUUCCUAUGUGAAGGCAAUUGAUAUUUGGAUGGCAGUGUGUCUUCUGUUUGUGUUUGCUGCAUUGCUGGAAUACGCAGGGGUCAAUUUUGUCUCUAGGCAGCACAAAGAGUUUCUCCGUCUAAGAAAAAGGCAGAGAAGACAGAACAAGGAUGAAGAUGCCAUCCGGGAGAGUCGUUUUAACUUCAGUGGGUAUGGAAUGGGCCACUGCCUGCAAGUCAAGGAUGGCACUGCGGCAAAAGCAGCACCUCCAAACCCCCCACCUCCACCCCCUGAUGACUCGGAUACAAUUAAAAGGAAGUUUGUCGACAGAGCCAAGAGGAUCGACACAGUAUCCAGGGCUGCCUUUCCUCUAGCCUUCUUAAUUUUUAACAUCUUUUACUGGAUUACCUACAAAAUAAUCCGGAAGGAGGAUAUCCACAGGGAGUAGGCCGGCCAGCCUGCCUCCCUGGACUUGCGGAUGUCUUGUAUUGCCAAAAAAAAAAAAAAAUAUAUGACUAACUGAUAUCUGUUAUGUCUUACUGUUUCUUGAGUGACAGCGCCUUCAGUAAAACAGAUUUCGCCUGGAUUGGAAGUAACAGUAAAACAAAGUGGGAGAGUUCAAUAACCCCCACCUGUUUUCCAGUGGGUUUGUAGAACUAACAAAAAAAAUAAAAAAAAAUAAUAAUAAUAAUAAUAAUAAUAAUAAUAAUAAUUUCUUACAAACUACUAACAUUUACUCCAACAAAGGUAAAAGAUCGAUAUUGCGGAGUCAAUUUUUUAGAAUAAAAGUAAACAAAAAAAGUAAAAGUAAAAAAAAAAAAAAAAAAAUCUAUUUUUGUUUUUUGAAUGCUGCAGAAUAGUUGUGGUGACACAACACAGUCAACCCUUUCUAGUGAUUACAGUACAGUAUAGUACAGUUGAGAAUGGACCAAAUUUUACAAGUUAAUACAGCCUUUGCUAAAUUUGUAUUCCGAAUUCACUGAGCAUUCCAUUGCCAGAAGUAGUUAUAUGGGGUGGCAGUGGGGGUCAGGGGGUCUUUUUGUGUGCAGAAAUUCUUUCUUAUGGUAACAAGAAACAAAAAAUAAAUGUAUACUAUUUUGGUGGAUUUUAUAUUUUAUUUGGUGGAAUUGUGAAGGAGGUUUUGUUGAGAAAUCUAAAACACCACAUGCCAGUCAGAUUGUUUCAUUAUCAACCAAUGCACUUGCUUUUUAUAAUUUAUUUAGCUUUGUUUUAACAGUACUUGUAUAUGUUUCUCCAGGUGCCAAAUAGUACACUACCUGUUGUGCUUUCCUGCACCAUAGUAUUUACUAAAAAAAAUAUUGUUUUUUUUAAAUGGUGUAGUUUAAAACGAACAAACAAAACAUUAAUGGUGUAUACCUUUUUUAUUGGUGUAGUUGCAAUUGGUUUUGUAGGUAGGUCUGGUGUCCAAAAUGUUUACAAACCUAUGGUUUUAUAUCUUCUUCAUCCUCUAUUAAUCUGAGAUUUGAAAACUGUUUUGUGAUUCCAUAUCUUAUUAUUCUCAUUCAGUGCCAUCAAUAUGUGUUUACAAUGAUUGUACUGCAUACAGUAUUUUUAUGGAGGAUGUUCUUUACACAGUAUUAAAAGACAUAUACGAGAUUAUGCACUAAAGGAAUUUACAGUGUUAUAAUAAUUAUAAGUAUUUAUUUUGAACAAUUGAACAAUUCAUCUUUGUUAUAGUUCAAUAAAGCUAUGUGCGCUACCCAGUAA